CAGUCGAGGGAAGAUGGCGGAGGCUGCUCCUUCUGCUGCGGAGGAGGAGAAGGCUCCGAGCUCGGCCUCCUCUGGGCCCGUGUGCCUCCUGGUGCUGGGCAUGGCCGGGUCCGGGAAGACGGCGCUCGUGCAGCGCCUGGCGGCCCACCUGCAGGGGAAGCACCGCCCGCCCUACAUCAUCAACCUGGACCCUGCCGUCCACACGCUACCCUUCCCGGCCAACAUUGAUAUCCGGGACACAGUGAAGUACAAAGAAGUCAUGAAGCAAUAUGGACUGGGCCCAAACGGAGGCAUCGUGACUUCCCUCAACCUCUUUGCCACCAGAUUUGAUCAGGUGAUGACAUUUAUUGAAAAGCGACAAGCUGCGUCUCAGUAUGUCCUGAUUGACACUCCUGGGCAGAUUGAGGUGUUCACUUGGUCCGCUUCAGGGACUAUCAUCACGGAAGCCUUGGCCUCCUCCUUCCCUUCGGUGGUGGUUUACGUGAUGGACACCUCUCGCAGCACCAGCCCUGUCACCUUCAUGUCCAACAUGCUCUAUGCCUGCAGUUCACUCUGCUUCUGGCCGCAGACGGACAUCAUUGACCACCGCUUUGCUGUGGAGUGGAUGCAGGACUUUGAGGCCUUCCAAGAGGCCCUCAGCCAGGAGGCCUCCUACGCCAGCAACCUGACGCGCUCCAUGAGCCUCGUCCUGGACGAGUUCUACGGCUCCCUCAAGGUGGCGGGGGUCUCUGCUGUGCAAGGGACCGGGAUGGAGGAGUUCUUUGAGCUCGUGUCCCAAGCAGCUGAGGAAUACGAAAGAGAGUAUCGUCCAGAAUACGAGCGGCUGAGGAAGAAGCUGGAGAAAGCCCAGAGCCGGCGGCAGCAGGAGCAGCUGGAGCGCCUACAGAGAGACAUGGCCUCCCCCGUGGAUGUGGCUGCGGAGGGAGGCCCUGCUUUGCCCGGCUCAGGCCCAGCAGCAGCAGAAUUGUCUUCCGCGGGCCCCUCCGGCCUGAUCAUGACGCGAGGGACGCUGGAGGAGGGAGAGGACGAAGAGGAAGGCCUGGACAGUGACACGGACGACAUUGACCACGAAGCAAGCGAAGGGAGCCACGAAGAGCCGGCCUUCCGGAACUUCCUGCAGGAAGCCAAGCAGCGGUACCGGGCCAGAAGUGGACAGUAGCCACUAAGGACGGAAGGAAGGAAGGAAGGAAGAGGAGGGUGAACAGACUGGAUGGGAUUCAGUUGGACAGCAACCCACCUACCCCCAGUAUACUCCAAGAGACACUGGCUCCCUGGGGUGUUUGGGGUGAAGUGUCCCCCGCCCCCAAAAUCUCUGUCUUUUGGGAAGGACUCAGGAAGCGCCCUUCAAAGAGGAAUUGGGGUCACCCGCCUCCUGCUGUCGUUGAGGGAAUCCUGUAAUAUUUUCUGUGUGUGUGGCUUUUGUAACUUAUUAAGAAGCAUCUAUUUUGCUACCAA
This is a messenger RNA of Anolis sagrei ordinatus, 1455 nucleotides long. The record is from RefSeq and is a predicted model, not a curated record. Lineage: Eukaryota; Metazoa; Chordata; Lepidosauria; Squamata; Anolidae.